CGCCCGCGGGCCCGCCCGGGGCCGGGGCUGCUCCUGCUGCUCGUCCGGCUGGCGCUGCCCGGGGCGGCCGCGGGCAGCGGGGAGGCGCCGCCAGCAGGUAAAAACUGCAGCUUAUUGCAUGAAAUGGAUAUCAUUCAGAAGCAGGAUGAAAACUGUUACUGCUAUGUGCAAAACAGAACCAUUCACUUACAGUACCUGUGGUCGACUAUCCAGAUAAAAGUUACCAGCAGAGAAAAGUUCCGGUUUGAGCCUAUUUCAGAAAAAAAAACCUGUCAGAAUUCAGAAACUGUUUUUGAGUUUGCUGCAUGUGCUGUUCAAAUCCUCUGGAAGCCAGAGACAUGUACAGAAACUUUCCUGAGCAUAAAACAAUAUGGAGAGGAUGUUUGUUUCAAAAUACAACCCUUCAAAAUUGAACCAUACGUUGUGAGGGUGAAAAGAGAAAUGCUAGAUGGAAAGCUCUUGUUUUUGUUUGUAGCUGGAAUUUUUCUGUUCCAUUUUGCAAACAGCCUGAGCAGGAGUGCCAAGUUCUUUUACCUUUCUGGAAUAAUACUGGGUGUUCUUGCUCUGCUAGUCUUUGUCCUGUUGACACUUAAAAGGUUUAUUCCAAGGCACAGCACCUUCUGGAUUUUAAUGAGUGGCUCCUGGAUGGUCUCUCUCUAUUUUAUUUACUGCUUCAAAGAGAAUAUACAGUGGUUAUGGUCUGAACACAAAAACUACCUGUUGGGGUAUUUUCUGGCUGUUGGGAUUACCAGCUUUGCCAUUUGCUAUCAGCAUGGGCCACUGACCACGGAACUCAGCAUAACCUUGUUCACAUGGAUGCUCCAAUUAACAGCCUUUGUCCUGAUCUACUUUGGUGUCACCAUCCCUCAAGUUGCAUAUGCAGUCAUAGCAGUCAGCCUCUGCUCCAAAGGCCUGUGUUACCCCCUGGGUGCUGCCUGUCAUAUUGCCAGAAAAAUGAAGCAUCUUUUUAAAUCAAAAAAAUUGGUGUUUAAAUACCUUACUGAAGAGGAGUAUCGAGAACAAGGUGAAAGCGAAACUAUCAGAGCUCUGGAGGAGCUGCGCUCAUUCUGCAGGAGCCCAGACUUCCCAUCGUGGAUAGCUGUAUCCAAACUCCAGGCUCCACACAGGUUUGCAGCUUUUGUUCUGGGAUCUCCCCACGUCUCACUUGCAGAAACAAAGGCGCAUGAGGAGCAGUAUGGCAUUGGGAGCUUCUUCCUGGAAGAGCAGCUGUUUGAGACAAGGGCACAGUCUGAGCAAGAUGAGCCAGCCAAUUCUGUCCACGAAGAAGAUGAGGAGAAUGAAAAUGAAAUGCAUACACAAAUUCCAUUUCCAUAUGCUAAUGAGCUGCUCUGAAAUUUGAGAAAUAACAAUAACAAAAACGAGACAGAAAACACACUUGUCCUAGAAAGGGAGGAUACAGAAUGAGAACUCAUGCUUGGCCUUUUCUUGUGGUUGCUGGUGGACAAAGAUGGAUUUUUGAAAAAAACUGUUUCCUGUAUCACGAUGUUACCUAUUAGAGCUACAGAAGAACACCACAGGGGCUGUUCAAGUGAAGAGAAAGCUCAUGCUACGGGUAUUUUCACUAGGUAAACAAACAUUGUGUAUUUCCAAGGCAAGUACAGGAGACAGCCUGUCCACGAGGAUGCCUUCUUUUACCAAGGACACUACCUCUAGUAAACAGGGAAUCUAUUUUGGCCCUUUCCAUCAUCAAGUCCUCUGUGCUGAGCACUAGAGGGAGGAAAAGUCAUUUUUAAUACUCUCCUUUAUACUAAAUACUCUCUGUGUCAAGACUUCUGAUAAUGCUGUUAGAGUGUCGAUAAACUGUUCGUUGUGAGACUUUUCUUAGAGAGUUAAUGCAGUCAGCUGCAUUAACAAGGUUUGUUUCCUCUCCUGGCUAGGCUGGUCUGUUAACUUAAUUCUGCCUCUGCCUUUAGUUUUAAGCUCCCCUUACUCCUCAGAAUGCUGCCUGACUUUUUACCCUCUGCCCAUACUAUUCUGUUCAUACUACCUCUGCUACACUGCAUUUUGUUCUUUCCAAGCCUUUGUUUAUUUAUAUAUUUUCUUCCCUCUUGUAGCAGAUCUUCUUCUAAACCUUUAGCAGAUCUGCUAAACCUUUCUCUAGCCCUCUGCUUCUCCCACCUCUAACAAUGGAGAUGGUUCAGGAGAGGUUUUCCAUCCCCAAACAUUUUUGCUAUUGCCUUCAGUUUCAGUGUCAGCUUACCUCAGGUGGGUGCUGCUGUCUAUUCCAGGCUUCUCGAGAGCCCCAAAAAGGCCACAAAGGCUGAGGCUGUUUCAGCUGCUUGGAGAAACUGCUAUUAACAGAGCCAGAGUCCUGCUGUGAGCCUGGAACUGGGAAUGCAGAUAACCCACACAGAGCUCCACUGGCCUCAGCGUACUCAGUAGUUUGUUCAAUGAGUAAGAAGCAGAAAAUCUUUCCUGGCAAAACAAUGAGGGAAGAUACCUGGCUUUUACCUUCCCCUUCUCAGCCAUCUGUGGGACUUCUCACAGGACAAGUGGGGAGGACCAGAGAGAAAUUUAGGCAGUCAUAUAUAUUUCAGCUUAGGUAUUACACAGUCCUAGGCUAGGGAGUAGUGUGUGUACCUCAGUUCAUCCACCUGCAGAUGUAAUUUCUUUCCUUUGUUCUUUAGACUAUCCCUCCCUGUAUUCUGUUCUCUCUUUGCUGUCUUCUUCUACUGUCUUACAAACUGCAGAAAACAAAAGACCAUUAAUUCUGAUUAAUUCACCAUCUGAUCUUACAAACCCACCAGGGGAGCAGUUGGUGCUCAAGAAGACAUGUCAGACUGGGAUCUAUCCACUUUAAAAGGGAUCUCUGUUCUUUGUAACAUGCCUAGUGGUGCAGCAUGACUUCAAUAGUGCAGGUGCUGUCCUGGGUUCUCCUUGUCCACCACUGCAGCACGGACAAAACCCAUUACCUCCGAUGGUGCUAAGAAGUGUGGCCAUACCAUAAUCCAAGAGCUCCUCUCCUCCAACAAAGGACUCAGAGUUGGUGCUUGAAAGCCUUAAAGCCUUACUGACCUGGUCUUUCCUCCUCUACAUUGUUUCAGCUUUGCUUCAGUUUAGAAGGAACACUUCCAUUUUCCAGUAUGACACCCUUUAGUGCCAUAAAAUUUUAAGUACCUAUGCAGAAUCUAAAGCAUGUUUAGCAGAGAAAAGCCAUGUCAAGCAGGUGAUCCAAAAUGCAUUAGCUGUUAAAUCAAGAUCAUUCAAAAACAGAACAAGACUUUUGUUUAGGAAGGCCACUAGCAGUAAGACUCAUCCCUAAGAGAGGCUGGUGCUACCAAAUCCACAGCUAAAUUGCCAUGCAUACUCAGGAGGUCAGGUUUGGCUUGGGGAGCUCUGCACUAGCAACAUGCAGUUAUGAAAAUAGAGGAAAGCCUCAUUAUCUUGGCUGGUUUGGGAGAAGGGUGGAAACUUCCCCCAUGAACAAUGACCAUAGACCAAAUCAGAUUUAUUUAAUCUUUGUGUCACCAUCAUGAAAUGGAGUACUUAAAAUCAAUACAGACUACACAAAGGAUAGUCAAAGAGAUGUCUUAAUGUUUUUUUUAUGUUUUAAAGUACACAAGUCUUUUUCAGUGUACUUCAUAGCUAGCCAAGAACUCCCAUCCAGGCAAUUUGAGGCCAAGGAAGAGAAUCAGAUUUGUCUGAACUUAAAUGCACAGUUUUUCUGGAUGUCCUCUCUUUAGUGAUGUAGUGAUGAUUACCCUUCCAUAAUAUGGAGGCAUGUAAGUACAUAUAGGUACUGUGUAAGUACAUAAUAUGUAUUUACAUACAAUAACCCAGAUUAUACAUUAAGGUAGUAUUUUACCUAAGCAAUAUGUUAAAUGGAAAAGCACCCCCCAACCCAGUUUAGGUAAUUGAAUUUUUUAGAAAAGCACCAGGUACACCUACUUCAACAAGGAAAAAAGUUAAAAAGCAAUAAAAAUUAAAUAAAAAUCAACUCUCUGUGUAGUUGUGAGAUCAUAAUUUGGCAGGGAUGGGUAAAUACUAUUCAAAACAGAGCAGGAAACUACUAAAUGCAUGCAAAACAGAACAGCAGCAACAGGAGAAAGAUGAUGGCUACCUUAGUGGGUAGCUAAUAGUGACCUUAAAAAUCCUCCCAGGCCUGUUCCAACCCUGAAACGGUUUCAUAAACAAAACCUACCAAAACCAGCUGCUGUCACUUGGAGCCCUGUUCACUUGCACAGCGCUCCUGUGUUAUGUGGAGAUGACACAGCCUUACUGAAACACAAUUGGUAAGUACUGUUGUUUUGGUUUUCAGCCAGAAAAUCUAGGAACAGAAUCUAGGCAUUAAUCCAUUGCCCUAACUCCUACAAAAGCCUUUCCCCCUUAACAAAGGAUGUUACAUUUUUCUCUGCUCCGUGGUGUUCACAGUGAUGCCCAGCGCUCUUCCAUAUUGACCAGUUUACAAUGCACAUUGGUUUGUGUCCUUUACAUUCCCUGCACGCCACAGAAGGGAAUUGGUGCCUACAGUCAGAUUUUAUUAUCAAAUGCUAUUUUAACACAGUGCAAGAGUACUUCCCAAGCUCUUGGUUCAGCAUCCUCCAGUGACUUUAGUAAAAGGUCAUUAUCACUGAAUUAUUUUCACUUCAGGUUGGUUAUGUUCACUGCUGACACUAAUAUGAACAAAUAAAAUAAAAGUUCAUGUUGAUACUA
Messenger RNA from Lonchura striata (white-rumped munia), 4674 nucleotides. It is a transcript of the gene NEMP2, whose product is annotated as nuclear envelope integral membrane protein 2. Lineage: Eukaryota; Metazoa; Chordata; Aves; Passeriformes; Estrildidae. Gene Ontology annotation, cellular component: nuclear envelope. The record is from RefSeq and is a predicted model, not a curated record.